GUUCCAAGGUGACCUACCUUUUCACAGGCUUGAUUUGAUGGUGAGUACAAGUUGGAUCUGUAGGUUGUACAUACAUAACCUCAAUAAUCAAGCGAUGAGAACAAUUGUUAAUUCCUUGCUCACUUCAUCGAUUUUCGAUUCUCUCAGCGCUCAAACGCCUGCUAGACUGGAUCCAGCGAAGGGAUUGUCAUUUGUUUGGUUUUGUUCUUGUCAGAAGACUUCAUCAGCGCUCCUGAGCUUACAGUUUACUUUGUUUGCUUCGAUUUCAAGAAGCUCAGGUAUUCAUUUCAUUCACUGUAGUGGAGAUGCGGUAAAUAAGCACGCGUCCAUUCUGCAAUAAAAAUCAUUAUCUGCGCGAUUGGUCUAGCUGCACUCACUAUCAGUCAAGGCUGAGCAGCAAGCCACAGCAGCCAUGAUGCGGGUCUUGGAUACGACACUUUCGUUGCUCAUCCCAGCGCUCAUCAUCUUCCACCUCGUUGUGGCACCGUAUACAAAGGUCGAGGAGUCCUUCAACAUCCAAGCGACCCACGAUGUCCUCGUGUAUGGCACGCCCACCCAGGACAUCCACAAGAGACUAGCCAAUAGUUAUGAUCACUUUGAUUUCCCUGGUGCUGUGCCUCGCACAUUCAUCGGCCCAGUGCUGCUGGCUGGUCUGACGCAGCCCUUGGUUGCGCUCCUGGGCUUUGAACAUGCCCAGACUCUUGCCCGGGCCGUACUGGGACUCUUCAAUGCCUUUGCCAUCCUCAGGUUCAAGACAAAUCUCGGGCGUGCCUAUGGGCUGUCUGUUGCGAGGUGGUAUGCGCUGUUUCAGGCCAGCCAAUUCCAUGUGAUUUUCUACGCGUCGAGAACGUUGCCCAACAUGUUUGCAUUCGGUCUUACAACUCUUGCAUAUGCAUGUCUUGUACCGGCUCCGUCACCGAAACGAGCACUCCCUCGACAACGACUGGCUAUUUCACUCUUUGUCUGCGCCGCAAUCAUCUUUCGCUCGGAGAUUGCUCUCCUGCUGGCCACUAACGCUCUGUAUCUUCUGGUUGCCCCCAUGAUGCCCCUGCAGAAACUCAUCCCGCCAUUUGCCAUCUCCGUCAUCGCAGCUCUGCUCAUUUCUGUCCCAGUCGACUCGUACUUCUGGCAGAAGCCGAUCUGGCCAGAGCUCUGGGGCUUCUACUACAAUGCCAUCCUCGGUUCUUCAUCCAACUGGGGUGUCUCUCCGUGGCACUGGUACUUUACCUCGGCCCUGCCACGGCUCUUGAUGAAUCCUCUCGUUUUCGUUUCGUUGGCCGUUGCUCUGCGCCAGCCAGCAACGCGCAAAGGAGGUGCGAGGCUGCUUGUUUAUCCCAACAUCCUCUUCGUCGCGAUAUACUCCCUGCAGCCGCACAAGGAGACUCGUUUUAUCUUUUACGUUGUUCCGCCCUUGACGGCAGCGGCAGCACUCGGUGCGAACUUCAUCUUCACCCGCCGUUCUAAAAAUGCCAUGUACGCCUUGUCCAGCAUGGCAUUGGUACUGUCAGUUCCCGCCUGCCUCGUUGCUAGCACGGCAAUGCUCCUCAUUUCUUCGCUCAACUACCCCGGCGGUGAAGCCCUUGCGUAUCUUCGGGCGUACGUGGCCGUUGAUGACGCGACCAGAGCGACAGCCGGCGGAACCGCUACAGAGGUCUCGUCAUCAGGGCAGAUGGUGCCAGUCCAUGCUGACGUCCUGGCAUGCAUGACGGGCGUAACACUGUUUGGCACUACGACUGGCGAAGCAGCCGGCAUUGGUGCGCUCCCGUCGCUCCAUGCGCCCAGCCAUGCGGGGACCCAGGCCGGUUCAGGUGGUGAUAUCGGCGCUGAGCAAGGCCGGGGCGUGCUCCUGGCGUUGGACAAGACUGAGGACCGCAUCACGCUGAGAGAUCCGAGAUUCUGGCACCUGUUUGACUAUGUUGUUGUUGAGGACCCGCAAAAGGUCAAUGGUGCCAAAUGGGAUGAAAUUGGGAUUGUGGAGGGUUAUGCUGGUAUCGAAGUACUGCGGCCGGGUGCUGCUGCUCCCAACGGCGUGGGCAGUGACGAUAAGAGCCUCCGCGGCCCCGCGAUCGGGAGAGGCAAGCUUGUCCAUGACAUCAGGGAUCGGAUCAGAGGUCUCACAGGGGGCUGGUGGGUCGGACCGCGGAUGCGGCCACGGCUACACAUUUUGAAGCGCAUCAAGGGCGCCAAGCCGAUGAAGAGCGUCGCGUCCUGAGCCGACCUCGAUCGGGCACCUGGAACAGGAUUAAGGCCUCCAACUUUACAUAUCAGGCAUACCAGGGAACAUACUCAAGUCAUCCUUCAACAAAGUGAGUUGCAUUUGGCGAUAGGGUUGCCCUGUAGGGCAAAUGUGGUCCUGUAGUCGAGACAGUUCAUGUUACCUGCGCCACGUUUGACUAGAGCUCGAUUGUGUUUCGGAUUUAGCAUCCCGAGUGCGCUUACACAGCUUCUGACCCCAUACACAACAGCACAAGGCACGCAAACAACUUCAGAUUGGGGUUUGUUCUUCUAUACUAUUAUUCUCACCUGGUAGUUUUUCUUGGAGACAACAGAAAUGUGGUUCUUCAUCUGGAACCCGGUCUGGGGUGCUAAAAUAUACGAGUCAGCUACUCUAUAAUUGGAAGCCUAUGAUGAUUUG
Pyricularia oryzae 70-15 is the source of this 2635-nucleotide messenger RNA. Its product is annotated as alpha-1,6-mannosyltransferase subunit. NCBI's taxonomy places the organism in Eukaryota, Fungi, Ascomycota, Sordariomycetes, Magnaporthales, Pyriculariaceae. Bases 413 to 2212 code for a protein of 599 amino acids. Gene Ontology annotation, biological process: protein N-linked glycosylation. Gene Ontology annotation, cellular component: endoplasmic reticulum membrane. Gene Ontology annotation, molecular function: alpha-1,6-mannosyltransferase activity. The transcript is spliced from 3 exons. The record is from RefSeq and is a predicted model, not a curated record.